This is a messenger RNA of Puccinia graminis f. sp. tritici CRL 75-36-700-3, 399 nucleotides long. RefSeq lists its product as uncharacterized. NCBI's taxonomy places the organism in Eukaryota, Fungi, Basidiomycota, Pucciniomycetes, Pucciniales, Pucciniaceae. The transcript is spliced from 5 exons. The record is from RefSeq and is a predicted model, not a curated record. The coding region runs from base 1 to 399 and encodes 132 amino acids.
AUGAAGCUCUCGAAAAUAAUUGUAGCACUCUGCUUGCUGCAAGGCUAUCACAGUAUGGAGCGAGUUGAUGAGGCUGCUCAUACCCAGAGGGUUGCUGAGCAGUUGAUCCCAGGCACCGCGUCAAAAGCCGGCAAAGCGGACCAAGUCGGACCGGCGGUUCGUCGAAAAUCUCAAGAAGUUUCUACCCCUGGCCCUCAACUAGUUUCUAGUUCGAACGGUGACCACGCCGUAAUAAAUGCCAUCGACGAUAGUUCCGAUUUGCGCCCUUCGGACUUGGAGUCGAAAGGUCCUAAAGCCGAUAUCACAGCCGCUACAAGCAACCACGAUCAGACAAUAACUCAUGUGAGCGGCGCGGACCAAGAAAUUGGAGGCAGGUUGGCCAAACAUUCAAAUUCCUGA